Molecule: messenger RNA, 582 nt
Organism: Colletotrichum higginsianum IMI 349063
Lineage: Eukaryota; Fungi; Ascomycota; Sordariomycetes; Glomerellales; Glomerellaceae
Product: LITAF-like zinc finger domain-containing protein
Exons: 3
Coding region: 1-582 (193 amino acids)
Molecular function (GO): zinc ion binding
Source: RefSeq, a predicted model, not a curated record
AUGUCAGAACCGCAAGCAUCGCAGUCAGCUCCGGAGGCGACUCCGGCGCCGCAGCCGCUUUCCGCCGAGAUCCAGCCGCCCCCGCCAGCGUAUGCGAAGGAGCCGCCGGCGACGACUAUGGACGGCAGCAGACCCGCGCCCGCGACGGAAAUGCCUACCAGCCCAUCGCAGCCCGAACAGCAACAGCACACGACGACACCGGCCGGCCAGAAGAGCGCCCCGGCGCCAGCGCCAGCGACCGUCACGCCGCUGCACAUGCUCGGCGACGAGCCGGCCUUCAUCGACUGCCCAUUCUGCCAGACGAGGGCCAUGACCAACAUCAGCAAAGAUGGCAGCGGCAUGCAGAUGGUCGCCGGCGCGCUGUGCUGCCUCCUGUGCGUUUGUCUCACCUGCGUCCCCUGCAUCGCGGGCUGGUUCGAAGACACGAACUACACCUGCGCCAACUGCCGCAAGACGGUCGCCACGAGGCCGUACGACGGGCCCAUCCGCGUCUUCGGCCCCCAGCCGUACGGCGCCGUGCCGUCCCAGUACCAGAGCCCGCCGCCGCCGGUUGCCGAGAAGCAGCAGGCCGCGCAAGCUUGA